GGAGAACAUAUGUGGGAGCCUCACCAGACGCAGAGCAGAGAGUAGACAAAGCUCUCAGCCUGGACUUACUUCUGUUGGAUUACUUCUCUCAAGUCAGGGUCUGAGUGCGUUUGCGUUGUUGCAUCAGAGUGUAUGAAUGUGAACGUUUGAGUGUGAAGUGUAAGUAUAAUUUUAACUGCUUUAGACAUGGAUACAUCCUUUGCAGUGAGCCCUCUUCUCCUGGCCCUUCUGCUCUCUCUUCAUCUGCACUGCCACCUCUUUGUUUGGGCCGCAAUGGACUCCUGCUCUGAUGAGGAGGGCGCCCUAAGCCGUUGCAUGCCUAAGUUUGAAAACAUUGCCUUCAAUCACACUGUGGUGACAUCAAAUGUGUGCGGCUCCCCACCUGAGGACUACUGCAUGCAGACUGGCUCAACGCGCUCAUGCCACCACUGUGACGCAUCAGAUCCGGAUCAGAGCCACAACGUCAGCCUCCUGACAGACUUCAACAGGAACGAGGAGCCCACGUGGUGGCAGAGCCAGUCCAUGUACUACGGUGUACAGCAUCCUAAUUCUGUCAACAUCACCCUCCACCUGGGAAAGGCUUUUGAGAUAACUUAUAUACGAUUGAAAUUCUACACCAGUCGCCCGGAGAGCUUCGCCAUCUACAAGCGCACGGAAGAGGAUGGGCCCUGGUUGCCUUACCAGUAUUACAGCGCCUCUUGUAGGAAGACCUAUGGGAAGGAUGCCAAGGCUUACAUUCGCCCAGGAGAUGAUGAGAGGAUGGCCUUAUGUACAGAUGAGUUCAGCGAUAUCUCUCCUCUGACUGGAGGAAACGUGGCUUUCUCCACCCUGGAAGGACGGCCCAGUGCAUACAACUUUGACCAGAGCGUGGUGUUGAAGGAAUGGGUGACAGCGACCGACCUGCUCAUCUCUUUGGACAGGCUUAACACCUUUGGAGACGAGUUCUUCAAAGACGCUAAAGUGUUACGCUCGUACUUCUAUGCCAUCUCGGACUUCUCUGUGGGUGGCAGAUGCAAGUGUAACGGUCACGCCAGCGAUUGCACUGAGGGGGAACUUCGGGGCCUGGUCUGUUCCUGCCAGCAUCACACAGUGGGAGAUGACUGCCAGAGAUGUCACCCCUUUCACCAGGACAGACCGUGGGCCAGGGCCACUGGGGACUCCGCCAAUGAGUGUUUGAAGUGUAACUGCAGUGGGAGGUCAGACGAGUGUGUGUUUGACGUGGAGCAGUACCGCAGCUCUGGCAGUGGGGGGCGCUGUGUGAGCUGCAGAGACAACACCGACGGGCCCCAUUGUGAGCGCUGCAGAGAGAACCACCACAGGAGAUCUGCAGAAGAGCCCUGCCUACCCUGCAACUGCAAUACUAAUGGCUCACAGGGUCUGCAGUGUGAUGUAGAAGGAAGGUGUGCGUGUGGAGUUGGCGUGACAGGGGAGAAGUGUGACACAUGUCGGGCCGGCUUUCACUCGCUCGGCCCGGGCGGCUGCAGGCCGUGCGACUGCGACUCCAGCGGGAGUGUCGACGACUGCUCUCCUCUGGACGGACGGUGUCACUGUAAGCCCAACGUGGAGGGACAGAGCUGUGACAGAUGCAAGCCAGGCUUUUUCAACCAACAACAAGUAAACCCAGCAGGCUGCCAGGCGUGCUUCUGCUUUGGCCACUCGCUGGCCUGCUCCACAUCCAACCACUACGCUGCUGUCAACAUCACUUCUGACUUCAUUGAAGAUCAGGACGGCUGGUUGGGAGAGUUCUCUGGAGGGCAGGAGUACCCCCUGCUGUGGAAGGAAGGUGAAGUCUACCUGCUGCCUCUUACCGAGGAAGACAUCGGCUUCUACAAAGCCCCCGAGAAAUUCCUGGGUCAUCAAGUCUACAGCUACGGCCAGCUCCUCUCCAUCAUCUUCACCUCUGAGACCGCCGAGCUGCUCCCCGACCGUGUCACCUUGCUCCUCCACGGCUCUGGAGUCACCCUGACUGCUGACCUUUCACCCCAACCAGUGCUUGACCGUGACCCCGGCCUCACGUCGCAGCAGUCCUUCAUUGUCAGGCUUCAUGAAAACGAGAUGAGGUUUAACCCUCCACUGUCCGCCCUUAAGUUCCAACGACUCCUUUACAACCUGACGGCUCUCCGAAUCGGCAACGCUGGAGGACAGAACUACACAUCGCAGCUCGCGGGGGUCACCCUGACAUCGGCAUUCAUCUCCUCUGGUCCGGCCAACCCUCCUGCCCCAUGGGUGGAGUUUUGUUCCUGUCCCCCGGGUUUUGUCGGGCAGUUUUGCGAGCGGUGCGCCCCAGGAUUCACCCGGGAAGACCCCGGCGGAGGGCCCCUCUCAACAUGUGUGCCAUGCAACUGCCACCAGCAUGGAACCUGCCACCCAGAGACAGGUGUGUGUGAGUGCUCAGACUUCACCACUGGGAUGACCUGUGAGCACUGCCUGGAUGGUUACUACGGCAACGCUUUGAUUGGCACGCCUGUGGAUUGUCAGCCUUGCCCUUGCCCGGACCGUACCAGCUGUGCCCAAAUUGCAGUGACUGGACAGGUGGUCUGUACCAACUGCCCUGCAGGACAGACAGGGAUGCGCUGUCAGAUGUGUGAAGAUGGUUACUAUGGUGACCCACUGGGACAAUCUGGGGCAGUUCAACCGUGUGUGAGAUGCGACUGCAAUGACAAUGUGGACCUCAACGCGCUGGGAAUAUGUGACCACAUCAGCGGCCGAUGUCUGAAAUGCCUGAGACACACAGAGGGCGACCACUGCCAGCGCUGCCAGCGGGGUUUCUACGGCGAUGCCCUGAACCAGACAGCUGUCCAGAAGUGCAAGCCUUGCAGCUGCAAUCCUGGCGGCGCCUCUGGACAUGUAAAUGAAUGCCACCCUCAGACAGGAAACUGCCAGUGCCUCGGUCAGGUGACCGGACGGGAUUGCAGCUAUUGCGAAGUUGGAUUCUUCAAUCUCCAGCCAGGCGUCGGAUGCGAGAGGUGCAAGUGUAACCCAGUUGGCUCAUCGUCCAUCGCGUGUCAUCCAAUCACAGGGCAGUGUGUGUGUCGUGCAGGAGUGGAGGGGAGACUGUGUGAUUCUUGCCGUGUGGGCUUCUUUGGAUUCUCAUCACGAGGUUGCAGAGCCUGUAACUGUGACCCAAUGGGCUCCAUUUCCAUGCAGUGUCACAGUAACGGUACCUGCCACUGUCGCCGGGGCUUCGUGGGUUACAAGUGUGACAAAUGUGAGUUGAACUAUUUCAACAACAGAGCCACGCACCAGUGUGAGGAGUGCCCCGUGUGCUACGGCCUUGUCAAGAAACAGGCAGAAACGCUGAGGACUCGCCUGCAGGAUUUGGAGAAGCUGUUGGCUCACUUUGAUUGCCGAGGUAGAUUUGGGAAGCAGCACCACCUGCUGAAGUAUCACAUGGCCAGGCUUCCCGAGCAUGAGCACCAGAGGGAGGACUCGCUACCCAAUGCUCUGGAGGAUUUCCUGGCCUUCCAAGAAGCGCGGGAGGCCUUCAUAAAACAGUUUUCCUCGCUGGAAGCUUCCACGGGAACUCUGUUAGCCCAGCUGAAUGGCAUUACGUCGACUUUGAACUGCAGCAUCAGCGUGACUGAGCAGGAGGGGGAUGAGAGCAGCAAGGUUGAAGGGAGCAAGGGUGUGUGUCAAACCUUCACACACACUAUGUUCAUGGUCAGAGCGUCUCAGAAACAGCUAAAGCAGGCAACACUGGACCUGGACGGCAUGAUCAUUCCUUUUGAGGUGGCGUCAGGACCCAACAAAUGGAACAUUAUGGUGAAUGACUCACAGGCUCUAAUGAAAAGUCACGGAGAAACGGCAGAGCUCAUCGAGGCCGUAGCCGGCAGCGCGGUGAGAGCCUCAGAGCAGACCUUCAGUUUGCUGAUGGAUCUACUGCAGGACAACUCCACAGAGGAGUACAUCAGGAACCUAACGGAGCAAAUUACACAAAUGCAGCAGCAAAAGGAGAACCUGACGGUGCAGGUGAAUGACACUGUAGCCCAACAGCUGGCCCUGCAGGAGGACGCUGCUGGUUUAAAGCUUGCCCUGGGUGCCGUCACAUCCUCCUUACAUCAGCUGGCUCUGACAGAUGCCAGCUCAUCACCAGAGCCUGACCAAACACAGCCAACCAACCAUACAGCCGAGUGGGGCGAGGACCUGCUGAGACAGACACAAGAGCUGGACUGGAAAAUUCAGACCAAAGACGAUCUGGUCAGUAAAGUCAGAGAGGAGAUGGAGCCUCUAAAGCAGACGGCCAAUAAGAAAAUGGAGAUGGUGGACGACAUCAGCGAGCUGCAAGCUCACACUCAGAGGGCAAAGGUCAUGGCUUUGACGUCCGUGGUGACGGGGAAAGAGAUAGAAUCUGACGCCAUCGCCGUGCACAGAGAGCUACAAUACAUGGUGAGGGAGUGGCCCCGUCGGCAGGGCCAGACCAAGGCUGCGAUGAAGAAGGAAAGACCCCUGCAGGAGAAGGUUCUCGCUGACGUCAGGAAAAGGGUCUCACACAUUGAAAAGAUGCUAAAACCAGUUCUGGAAAACUCCAGCCACUCCAGCAACACCACGAGGGAGGCAGAACAAACAGCACACGCUGUGGCGAAGCAAUCCAAAGCCAUUCUGAGCCAGGCCAAGCACACCAGGACUGCGUCUGCUCACCUUAGCUCACAUAUAGACUCGGCUUUACAACAGCUGACUGCGCAGGAGAUGCAAAGUGACAGAGUCAACUCCCAGAUCACUUCCGAGCCUCUGGUUUCUCUGACCAGCGUCACGGAAGACAUGGAAGCAGCCAAGCUCAAGUUAAAGGCCUAUUCUGCUACACUCUCUGAGCUCAUCAGUAAGAUUGAUGGGAGCGUGCCGCUGGAGCGCUUUGACCGGAUCUUGGACGAGACAGCGCGCCGCCUGAGCAUGCUUCGCGGGAGUGUUGACAGCCCGACACUAGGUUUGAAGAUUCAGAAGCUGCAUUCGGCCGCUAAGGACCAACACAGCCGGAUGUCCCUCAUUGAACAGGACUUACAGGAGAUCACAGAGGAGAGAGACAGUCUAAGGGACAUCGCUUUAAACCUGCCUCGAUCCUGCCCCCAGGCCACAGGAGCAGGUAAAGGCUAGAUACUGUAGAUGUGAGGCAUUAAAGGGACAGUUCGGAUUGUUUGAAGUGGGGUUGUAUGAGGUACUUAUCCAUAGUCAGUGUUUGGAGAAACAACCCUACCUACCACCUAAAAGGAAAGACUCGCCUAAAAAGAUCAGUCAGCCCUUUCUGACGGGGAACUGAGGCCGUUAUCUUCUAAGCCACCAGACUCCAUUGACAAAAACAGCAAUUUCACCUCGCAGAACACGGUGGUUCCUUCUCUACCGCUGCCUCCAUCUGUUAGUUUGUCCACAUCAUUGUGUGACUUUGGGUUUUCAAAGGCUUAGUUUGGAUUCACUAAACAAUAACACGAACAACGAUCCAGUCAGCAGUACACCAGCAGCUUCCGUGUUCUGCGAGGUAAAACUGCUGUUUUUGUCAAUGGAGUCUGGUGGCUUUGAAGAGAGCAGAGAUGGCGGCUUCAGUUCCCCGUCAGACUGUCAGAAAGGUAAAGCGGUGAAAAUAAUGUAAAUAUAGUUUACAUUUAAACUGAUAUAUACAUUGCUUUGCUUCCGUGCUAGUACUCCUUUCUGUUUCAGCCAUCUGCUGUAGGUAAAACACUGACUAUGGAUAAAUACCUCAUACAACCCCACUUCAAACAAGCCGAGCCAUCCCUCGAAGUCAUUGAUAAGACAGCUGAACAUCAGAGAAGUCUGCGAGGGUUUUGUUAAUAAAAGCAGCUGUGGUAAUAUUUUAUUCUGCUUCAAAAAGGUCUGUUAUAUCCUUUUCAUAUUCCUUUUGCCCCAAGGUACAAUUUAUUUUACCACCUCGAGAGACACUGUCUCACACAUUCCCACCAAAAGCCUCAGACUCCUCCACGCCAUGAUUCAUACCUAAUCUUCCUUUUUCUUUCCUUCAUUUCUUUCUCCCACUCUCUGUUUUUACUUCAGAACUGUAAUUUCACCGUGAAUAAUAACCAGUCGUUCUGAACUGCUGGAGUGCCCUGUCAAGUUUAAAAUAAUGCUGAUUUUCCUUUGUGGGGGUAAAAGGUGUGUCUGAGUGCUCCUCCAGACUGACACAUUCAUUUACACUUGAGCUCUUUUUCAUCAGCCUGGCUUAAUUAACAAUUAGUCCCCCUUGGCUUCGGUGGGGUUCAGGUCAGGCUUCAACAGCACGUAACCUGUGUUCGGGAUUCUUACAGUGCUACCUCUCUGUUGUUGCGGUUUCUCCAUUUUUGUCAAAUAGUCGAAUAUCCUCCGUCUUGGGGGGGGGGUCACCGUUCUGGUUCCUGGUGACCAAAAUGUAAAAGCUAAGUGACGUUUGUAUUGCGAGACUCAUGAAGUUACGAUACGCCCAGGUGAUGUACGAGACAUCUGUUUAUAUAACGCUGAAUAACUGAUCAGGGAUCAGAUUUAGUCACAUGGUCUCAUCCAUGUGUCCCAGCUACACAUCUACUUACAGUAAUAGUUGUGCAUGUAAGGCCUUCACAUAGAAACCGUUACACAAUAAAGUAUACUUGAAAUGGACACUGUUGCACAAUGGAAAUGAAGGAGGGGCUCCCAGCUGAUAAAAAGCUGACAUUUGUAGGUGAAGCUUCAAUGAAUUCUCUCAAAACAAAAACAAUAAAUGAAGUAUUCCGUCCUGAGGAAAACA
Cottoperca gobio is the source of this 6700-nucleotide messenger RNA. RefSeq names its product laminin, gamma 3 (gene lamc3). NCBI's taxonomy places the organism in Eukaryota, Metazoa, Chordata, Actinopteri, Perciformes, Bovichtidae. Gene Ontology annotation, cellular component: basement membrane. The record is from RefSeq and is a predicted model, not a curated record. Gene Ontology annotation, biological process: axon guidance; animal organ morphogenesis; tissue development.